GGCAAUCUCACUGUGCAGACACUGAUAUAAUCUCAUGAAAUAUAUCGUAACUCUUUCACUAGAAAAAAAGUUACUUUCUAUAUUGAAGUAUUGAAAAGUAUUUUCUUGAUUAGAAAAAUGGCGCUCUCUCUUACGCGGUCGAUUUUACGGCCGACAAUUGGAAAUUAUAGGGUUUGUAGUUCAGUUCUUGGAAAAGAUCAGUUCUCCUGCGCGCUAAACGUUGCCGGACGUGCUCCAGCACGAUGGAAGCACAAUACACCCCUCAAUACAGUCGUCAUGUUCGUCCCACAGCAGGAAGCCUGGGUGGUCGAGAGAAUGGGAAAAUUUCACAGAAUUCUGGAUCCUGGUAUUAAUAUUCUUAUACCUGUUCUUGACAAGGUUAAAUAUGUUCAGAGCUUAAAAGAAAUAGCAAUUGAUAUUCCUCAGCAAACUGCUAUUUCAUCAGAUAACGUGACUAUAAAUAUUGACGGUGUACUGUAUCUGCGUAUAAUGGAUCCGUACAAGUCUAGCUAUGGAGUAGAGGACCCGGAGUUCGCGGUUACUCAACUUGCUCAAACCACGAUGAGAUCAGAACUGGGGAAAAUAUCUUUAGAUGCAUUAUUCCGAGAGCGUGAGAACUUGAACCUUCAAAUAGUGCAGGCUAUUAAUGGAGCCAGUGAAGCCUGGGGGAUUCAAUGCAUGAGGUAUGAAAUCCGUGAUAUAAAACUACCAGCUCGUGUACAGGAGGCAAUGCAAAUGCAGGUGGAAGCUGAAAGGAAGAAGAGAGCUGCUAUUCUAGAGUCUGAAGGAAUUAAGGCGGCAGAUAUUAAUGUAGCGGAGGGUAAAAAGCAGGCGCGUAUUCUUCAGUCCGAGGCGGAGAAACAGGAACUAAUAAAUGCGGCGGAGGGAGCUGCCAAGGCAGUUGUUGCUGCAGGAGAAGCCAGGGCUAAAAGUAUAGGAGUUGUAGCUGAGGCUUUGUUGCACCAGAACGGGAACGCAGCUGCGAGUCUGGCAGUUGCGGAGAAAUAUGUUGCGGCAUUCGGGGAACUUGCGAAGGAGUCGAAUACCCUGAUGCUUCCUCAUAAUGCUGGUGAUAUGUCCGGGAUGGUGGCCCAGGCGAUGACUAUUUAUACGAAGUUGAAUGCACAGAAUAAACUGGAAAGAAUAGAGGAGAAGGUCGAGGAAGAAAGACCAAGAAAUCCUGAUUACCAGAGUAAACUGGAUUAAGUUAAUCUGCCGGGACUGUUAUAAACCAACGGUAACUGAACCGAACUGGUUUCAACUGGAUAUAACCAACUAUCACUGAUAAAUCUGGUUUUACUGGAUCUAGACAACUGAAACUGAACUGGAUCGAACCAAAUAACUGAAUCGAACUGGCAGGUCUUCUAGAUCAAGAUGAUCUGAACUUGAUAUAAAACUGGAUUCAGUUGAACGAAAUUUGGGAACAUGCUUCGAACGGAGUUAAAUCUGAACAAACCAUUGUGGACAUUGGAUGCUGGACAGCAUUGACUAUAUUCUUCCAUUGGUGAAUAAGCCUUCAAGUAUUCUUUUAAUCAUCUUAAAACCCCUUCACCACAUCCCAUAUAUGUGACAUAUAUUCUGUGAUCAUAAUUUAAGUAUUUUUGGGAGAAAUAAUGUUAGCCUGAAUUUGGUCUAAAUCGAUAUCAGUUUAUCUGGUUGACUAUAGUUGAAAAUUGUUAAAAGUCACGAAAAGAGUUAUUUGUAUCAUUUCAUAGAUCUUUAAAUCACGUAAAACUGUAAAAUAUUUCGCAAAAUUUUGAUAUUUUGUGUUAUUAAAUCGUCACGCUAUAUUUUGGCUUUUAUUGUUGCUUGACAAUUUUCAACGUCAUGCAACUAAUAUGUUCAAAUCUCAGAUAUCUUGACGUUUGGAUUUGCCUUGGUUAUCUCUGGUUUUAUUUUAGAUGUGCCUUCUCUUCUAAAUAUACUUUUUCAAUGAA
Molecule: messenger RNA, 1937 nt
Organism: Eurytemora carolleeae
Lineage: Eukaryota; Metazoa; Arthropoda; Copepoda; Calanoida; Temoridae
Gene: Stoml2
Product: stomatin-like protein 2, mitochondrial
Exons: 11
Coding region: 118-1206 (362 amino acids)
Cellular component (GO): membrane
Source: RefSeq, a predicted model, not a curated record